Molecule: messenger RNA, 9236 nt
Organism: Podarcis lilfordi (Lilford's wall lizard)
Lineage: Eukaryota; Metazoa; Chordata; Lepidosauria; Squamata; Lacertidae
Source: the annotation of a GenBank genome assembly
AGCCACGUGGGGAUGCGGGUAGCAGCCAGCGGGUCCCUCGCCCGCCAGCGCCGGUCUGACCUGGAGGCUCAGGGAGGAGCCGGGCGUCGCUUUCUUGGAGAAAGGAGAGUUCUCCUCCCUGGCGGGAGUUGCUGGAAGCGUUUAGGGGGCGUAUUGGGAGGCGGCCGCUGGCCAAUGAUCAGGAGCGCUGCUCUCAGCUGGCAGGCAUUUAAAUGGGAGACAGCGCGGUGCGCCUGCAAUUCGGAAGCGGGGCCCGAGCUUUCCUUGCCUCUCCUUCCGAUGGGCUCGAGGGACUGGGAGCAGAGCAGCAGCAGCAGCCCGCGCCGUCACCCCGCGCACUGAAGCGCCCCACGCCGGAAAGGAGCCGCGGAGCAGGACUCGCUCUCCGCCCACGCGCAGGUGAGGCGGCAGCGGAAAGGAUUUCGGGGCUUCCUUGGGAGACCUUGGGUUGCUUGACGCCGGAGUGAAGGAUGGCGACUGCCGCUCUGCUCCAGGCAGGCAGGAGGCGCUGGGUUGUAGCCCCCUGGAAGCAGGAGGGUUACUCGGGGCGUAAGUGAUGAGAGCCUUAGAAACUGCAGGUCAGUGUAUUCUGGGAAGAAUACCGACUCUGAUGGGGUAGGAUAACUUAAGUUAGAUUUAUGCCUGGCAUCGUGGAUAAAUUGCUUUCCUGGAUUUAAUCCAGGAAAGCCUGUCGAAUAUAUGCUACGAAAUACCGAAGCUCUUACCUUUCCCCGUAUCUGCGUAGCGCCUGACCGGAGGGAGGGGAGCCGCUGGAAUCCCCUAACUCCCACCCCACAUUUCUCAUCGCAGUUUUUUUUUGGGCGGCGGCGGGGGGGCGGGGACGGGACUUGGCUGGCUUUUGCCGCAAAUGGAACUACCGGUAGAACCAAUACCAUUUUCACACGUGAUUUAUAGCGCAGUUCUAUGCAUAUUUACUUGGAAGUAAGGGCCAUUAACUUAAAUGGGGUUUACGUCCCAGUUAGUAAACAUGGGGCUUCAGACCGAACAAGUUCUGUGUGCACCUGAAAUUCUAGUAUUGACUCCAUUCGUUGGGAUGCCAGCUAAACAUGGGGAUCCCUCAACCCUGCAGUAACAAUCUUAGCACUUGGUUGCUCGAGGAAACCUCCUUAAAAGUUCGUCGGAUUGCCAAGGACACUCCCACGGAAAAACAAGGCCCCCUCUUUCCAGGGUGCCCAGGAUGUGACCCAAGUCCGUCUCGUUCCCCAGUAAGCCUGUGCAGCCGCUCCUGCCUCUGCGCUUCCAAAGCGACCGUAACACCCCGCGGGUCGGUAUUCGCAACCGGCCCUCCCCUAGGCUUUCUUGGGCGCCCUGUGGUGCCACUGCCUAAUGGGAUAAUUUAAUCGAAAGCGCCGAAAAUUGCUCACAGCCGCGCGGCGGCCGGGAUGGGCGAAGAGGGCCGCGGAAAACUCCUUUUAAAAGGAUUGGCCCCUUGCAAGGGGGCGGGCGCUGGCUGACAAAACGGGCUGGGCCGGCGCCUCAAACGGGCCCUGCUGCGCGGAGGCGCCCUUAACAUGCAAGCCUACUCGGAAGUAACUCCCACUGACUUCAACGGGGCUUGUCCUCCGCGGUAGCCCCCCGCUCACUAGGGCCAGUGGGGUUAUUCCAGGUGCCAGCGGAAUUGGCGGGGUUGGAUUUGCGCAGCCCCGACGGCAAACGGGCGCGCACCGCGGCGUUUGCUCCGGUGACGACGGAAAGCCGUCGGUUCUCCCUUCCCGCGGGCGGCUCUUUCCCUGCCAAGGGCGGAGCCGCCGAGGGGAGGCGGGUGUCUCCUAAGACCCCGCCGCGUGACUUACUCAAAACCAAACAAAACGCUGGCGGAGGCGGUCGUUGGGCCCCGCGGGGCAACCCUGGAAACGGCCUGUCUUGGGCGAGGCUGAGCUGAGGGCGCUGCCCUCGCUUGGCGGGGAGAAAAAGAGGCGCCACCCAGCGCGCCGCCGGCCACCCUCUGCUGCGCCUCCCGCGCGGCGGCCUUCUGGGCGGCAAGACCAGAGGGAAACGCCGGGCAUCUCCGAGGGGGCGAGGCGUGGUUCUCUGUCCAGUGCAGCAGCCUUCGCCAACCUGGGGUGCUCCAGCUGCGUAGGACUACAACUCCCAUCAGCUCCCACUGGCUCUGGGUUGUCAAGAGGGAGGAGUUCAGUUUAAGCCUGGAGCAACACCCCAGGAAGCGUCGCGAUCAGGGCCGAAGAGUAGCCCCGUUUGAGCUCUUGUCAUUGACACGCUGAAACAUGUAGAUGUUAAUGGGGGAGAUAAAUCCAAAAAACGCAUUUCCUCCCUCCCCCCGUUGUAUAUUCCCUUCUCGUUGGUUAAACUUAUUUUAAGCUUCCCGUAAGAAAUGCCUCAGCCUUUCCCUAUGAAAGAUCUAUCUUCAAAUACUUUGUGCUGUAUGCCUUGGCUCAUGCUUCUGUACUUCCGAUAAGGGAAAUAACUUGGUCAGUGGUCAUGAAUGAUUGGAGUUGUAAUCUCAACAGGUUCCCCACCUCUGGUUUCUAGUCUGAGGGUGAACUGAGCAUUCCUCCUUGAUUUGUUUGCAGGGGAGUUAGAGAAUGUUGCAUCAAAUGUUAUCCCACACUUUGCGGGAUCCCCUCGUUUUUCCUUAUCUGAUUUGGGGUGCAAAGCAGGUUUGCUGUGCAAAAAUUGUGUAUCAGCUUAAAUUGCGCAACUUGCUUGAAUCUCACUGGAAGUGCCUUGACUCUGUCUAAUUCUCUGAUAACAGGGCUUUUAAGCAUUUGGUGAAGGCAACCUUAAAAUCUGAAAAAGUCCAUGCUGUAAGAAAUCUCCCUGCAGGCCCAGGAGCACUUGUAAUCUUCAAUAAAGUCUUCCUUUAGACUGAUUUAGAAACCUGAUCUUUUGAUAACAUUAGAAUCUCUGUCUGCAAUUCACAAACCACUGUCCCUCAGACAGCCACACACUUCUGUUAGAUCUGAAUCUGGAACCUGUGUGUUUCAGAUCACAGUCUGUUCUCUGUCUCUCUCUCCCCCCAAAAAACUCAUUCUUAAACUGUGAAACAUAUAUUUUUAGACCUCAGAAAAAUGACUGGCAGUCCCUACUUGCAAGGGAACAGACACUUGGAAUGCAGUUCUGGCCUUUUCAUCUCUAAAAAGAAAUUGCAAAGCUUCAGGACGAUGCAGAAAGGAGCAACUAAACUCCAUCUUUUCCUGCGAGAGGUUUAACAGUGUAGUCAUAUGUAUAUCUGCUCACAUCUACUUUCAAGUAAGUCCCAUUGCUUUCAGUGGGACUUGCUUCCUGGAAAGUGUACAUAGCAUUGCAGUCUAAAGGGCUUUAGUUUUUUAAAAAAGUGAGUAAGAUGGGGGCAGGCCACAAACAUGAUAUCUAAAGUAGCAAGUGGUGUGGAGUCAAUUCUCUUUCAAAUCACUUCACUUUGUGGCACCUAAGGAAGGUGAUGUCCUUGCCUUGCAUCACCAUUCAGUUGCCUACCCACUGCAUUUUGCAGUUCUUCAGUCAUCUGCUUGGAACUGAGAAGUUUUUACAACUUAGGUGGGGUCAUUUUCUGACAAUAAUGGCUGGAUUGAAUAUGAUGUUUCCAAAAUGGCUCUGAAGGAUUGGGGAUAACCCAUAGAAAUAUUGGGGUGGGUGUGGGGGCGAGUGGGAAGUGCCUUAGCCUUAGCACUAUGACGAACACAAGCCAUUGAGUUGAGUUGUUAGUGAAGUGAUCACUUUCACCUUUAAUCUUUUGUAUUCAUUGGUUACACAGAAGUAGUUCAAAAGCAGACAACACAGGACAGAAUUUUCAAUCUACUGUAUAAUCAUAUAUAAACACACACCAAACCUUUAAUUUAAAAGAAGAGUCCUUAACUGCCAAUGCUGUCUGCUAUGCCAACCCAAAAUAUGAGCUUUGUCCUGAAGGCUUUUAGGUAAUUGUUGCUAAUAGCAAUAUUGGUGUUCUUACUCCUCAUAGACCAUCUCGCUUUCAUUGUGAUUUCCUUUAGAGCUGUGGUCUAAUGAUGGAUUUAAAAUAGAGCCUUUACUCAAAAGUGCUCAGGUUUCAGCUAUUGAACUUAACAGAAGAGAGGUUGGUCUAGGUCAGUACUGAGCCCUUUGAAAGCCUACACCAAAAACUUUCUUCUGGAAAUGGGACGAAGGUAUGCAGGCUCUCCCCCCUAAAAUGUGUGCUUUGCUCUGUGAAUGUUCCUGAAAUAGGAAUAUACUUACUGUUUCCUAUUAUAUUUAUUUACUCUAGUAUUGCAAGCUAGAACUUUCAGGCAAGAACAUGGCUAUGUUUCUUGAGCAGGUUCAGUGUGCGUGUGUGGAAGUGUGUAAUGGAAUUGUUAGUCAUCAUUUGUAUGUUUGAAAUGACACUAAGUUGGAACACUCAAGUCUUUUAUACUGCCAACAUGUUCAGCUUCUAUUUCUUCAACCUCCAAGUACAUUGGCUUAGAAUCUACAUAGUAGUUAUGAGGUCUCCCUCAUUGAGUGUUGCUGCAAAAUUAUCACAGCAAACUUAAACAUAAUAUAAGUAUUUAAAUAAAAAUAAAUCUGUUAUCCAGCCCUAGAGUUAAAGAGUAGGGGAGGAAAAUUCUUGGUUCUGGAAAAUCCCUUGCUUCCAGAAAACCGGGUCAGAGCUGUUGCCUUUUCCAUCUGCAACUGAUCAGGAGAGGCCUUUUCGUCUCUCAGCGACAGAGAGGUGGGCUCUUGUUUUCUGACUGUAAAACGAGUCCUAUUGCAAAUGUACAAAAGUAAUAUAACUGAACUAGUUCAAAAACGAUGACACAGUUGUAAUCCAUGUUGCAUGAGCGAAAGGCAGCUGCCACAACUGAUGUUUUCCUCUCUCUUCAGUCCCCUGAGUGUGCCCACCCCCACUUCAGAAUCUUGAGGGUGACCUUCUGAGCAUUAUGGGAUGUCUUGUGUGGCUACUGUGGGAGGAGAGAAUUGCCGGAAGCAUGGAACUUUGUGUGAGCAGUACGAGAUUGUUUUGCCUAGUUUUAGGCCUUUUGCCCUCCUUCCACUACCACCUUAUAAGUCACAGUCCGCAGUGUUCAGUAAAUCUCUCCUGAGCCUCAGCAGGGACUUUUUAGGGACUACAGGUGGGAGGAGGGGAGGGAGAAAAUUGGUUUCCUGAGCCUACCAUCCCUUUGUACAACCCCUUGGGUACAACUCAGAAAAAUAAGUGCCAAGUAUACAAACUGAUACAACACACAGUAUGACAUAAACAAAUCAAAGAAUCAGAUAUGAUGUCACAGGUUGAUAAAGUGAUUUUCAAUAUAAUCAUAAGAGCAUACAACUAAUAGAAUUAUAUGAUGGGCAGCUGGCAAAAAUCUGUUCCAGCUAAGUCUUCAGAACUGCCAAUGUACUUUGAAAAUCCAAAUCUCUUAUGAGAACAUAACUAUCAAUGAAUUGCUUUGACCAUCCCUUUCACAAAGCUUCUAAUUACAUAUGGAAAACUCAGAUUCAUAAAUGGAUGAAUUUCACAUAGUAUUCCCUGACAGUCCUGUAACUCAUUGCAAUGCCUUCUACACAUGCAGGAUGCAGCUGUUAAGUGUCCUAACUGGUGUUGGGAUAUGCGCACAUAUUUAACCUGUUCUGUGCCAGUUUCUCUAUUUUCCUGCAUGCUUUUAACCUUGAAAGCCUUGCAUGGCCAGGUAUCCUCAUGCUGGAAGGACAGUCUCUGUCCAAAUACAAACCCGUUUUCCAGUUUAGGUCAAGUUAGCUGAUUCUGUAGCUUAUGUCAUAUACACGAUAUGUUCAGACAGUGGCAACUAGGAGCCAGGUUUUUCUGUUGGCAGUCACCUGUGAUAAAAUUGGCCCUUGCAUUUCCAGAUUUUACCUGAGGGAAAUUCCAUACAGGUUGGAAUCUCUCAAGUUGCUAGAUUUGAAAGAGGAGGGAUUUGCUUUACUCCCUGUCCCUUUUCUCCCAUUCCUGAGAGGAAGGUUGGUAUUUUCACUAGCUUUGGGAUAAGGGGUGAUGUGAUGCACUGUGUGCAGCUUUUUAGUUGAUGCCAUGUGAAAUAGAUAUAUUCUUUCUCCCCAGGAUGAGUCGCACAGUUUCUACAGUUGGUGUCCUCCUUCUGUUUGGACUUCUGCUACCCACCGCAGAGGGGAGCAAGAGGAACCGUGGAGCCCAGGGCGCCAUCCCCCCGCCUGACAAAGAUAAACCCAAUGAUUCGGAACAGCCGCAGCAGCCGCCGUCGCCACCGCAGCAGUCGGGCGCCAGGAUCCGUGGCAAGGACAGAAUCAAGCCUCCAUCUGCUGAAGAGGUGCUGGAGUCGAGCCAAGAGGCGCUGCACGUCACUGAGCGACAGUACCUGAAGCGGGACUGGUGCAAGACGCAUUCCCUGAAGCAAACCAUCCACGAGGAAGGCUGCCACAGCCACACCAUUAUCAACAAGUUCUGUUACGGGCAGUGCAAUUCCUUCUACAUCCCCAGGCAUAUCCACAGAGAGGAAGGCUCCUUCCAGUCCUGUUCCUUUUGCAAACCUAAGAAACUCACCACCAUGUCUGUCACACUGAACUGCCCGGAGCUUCAGCCCCCGAGGAAGAAAAAGAGGAUCACGCGAGUUAAAGAAUGUCGCUGUAUAUCCAUAGACUUGGAUUAGGAGGCACCACGAUGGGUGUUCCAGUUCUUGCCCUUGACUACAGACGCCCGAAACCCAAUCUGUCUGAAUGGGACACAAACAAUAGAGAACUGCAACAAAAACAAUGUAUGCGUAUCUGUGUGCAAGUGUGAAUGCCAAUACAUCAAUUACAAAAGCAUGCAUAUGGAAUAGCACCACUACUUGGAGUGCAAGUUGUCACCUAUUCCUAGGGUCAGUAUCUCACUAGUUCACCUGUGUGCUGGGGUUCCUGCGCUUCCAUUUUCCACCAGCAUCUGUGCCAAUGACUUGUGUACCUGUUGUUGCAAGUGAGAGCGUUGAUGUGCUCUAGGUCCAGUGUUAUUUCUUGGAACAAAAUGUCAACAGGGAUGCAGUAGUAGACUUACAGAAAUGCCCCUUGUAAAUGGUGUUCAGUCAAGGGUGCAAUUAUAAUUGGGAAUGAAUGUUCAGAAGCAGCUUUGUUUGGAUCGAAAAACACAGCCACUAGCAUUAGAAGACUUUUUAAAGAAGGUAAUGGGCAAGAGAAGGAAAAAAUGAGAAAGUACAAGAAUUAAGAGCAACAAGGGAAGGCAACGUGCAUAUUGACUCUACUGAUGCUUUGAAUGUACUUUAAAAACAUUUUUGAGUUAAGAAGUGAUUGUCUUGGGAUGCUGCAUUCUUUGACUAUAACUGUAGUGUUUAAUUCCAUCAUUAGCUUUUAGGUUUGCCGUAAUAAUUUGUCUAAAAUCUGUUAAUGUAUAUGUGUACACAUCUUUUCUAUCUCCAUUAUACUAUCAGGUAAUUCAGCUUAACACAGAAAGCACAAUUCUGCAGUGAUCGUUUGGGACUUCAAAUGCAAUAAGCAUACAAAGCUAUAUAUACUUCAGAGCUUCAAUGGGACCUGUGUGAUAGAUGCUGCUUAGUCUCUGGCCCGAAGGAUGUACUGCCUUGCCCAUUUACCUUGCAUUUAUCCAUAUUAUCUUUGAUUUUGGAUUUGCUAAACUUUAGGUGCUGUUGGGGGCUGGGCUGGGCGUGUGACAGAGUGCUCAGUCUUUCCUUCAGCAUUUACUGAAUAUAAGGGCCUUUUCUUUGAGCAGCUCUUGAACAGUCCAUUCAUGUAUAAACAUGUAGCAGUAAUAUAUGGUGAAUAUUGCCUUUUGUCAGAACAGAACAGCCUUGAGAGUGAAAAAUGGUUUUUAAGUGUAAAAUCCAUUAUGUAUUACUAUUACAUGGUUUGUAGCUGAAUUCAUCUUUGACCAGUUCCCCCUAUGUAUGAUAGGAUACCACCUCUCGUGCCUCCCCUUUGCUUUAUUUUUAUUUACAUAUACAGAUGUGGCCACCUCUGUUUCCAUCCCCAUUGUAAACCUCUGGCCUUUAUUUAUAUUGUUGAAGCCCCUGGACAGAUAGACUGGCUUUUGAAAGUAUGAACACAUUAACCAGCUGUCUAUCACAGUAGGCAAUUUGUGGUUCAUGCCACAAGGAGAGGACAGGUAUUUAUAGAAAUAAAACACUUACGUUAUUGGCAGGCUCCUCGUUGUUACAGACAAGUGUCUGCUUAAUAAGCAAAUGUAUUCAUAUAAGAAGCAUUCUGGCUCUUGACAUAUCACACAGUCCUCAAAUAUACCAUAAUAAAACAACCCAUAUUUAUAACCUAAAUUACCCAUUUAUCAUUUAGCUGUAUUGCUUCUUGUUCCAUCUUUAGAGGAUAAGUCAACAACUGUUUUUCUUCUUUUUAAAUGUUUCAUCUUGUUUUAGAGGCUAUAGCUGUAUCCUCUAGUUACUUAUUCCUCUAUUAAGUUGUAGUCCCUUGCAUAACAAUUAGGGGAUACCUCUUUCUAUAAAAACCCCCAGUUCACUGGGACCUUGACAAGCAUGAUCAUGCAUAGCCAGAUGCCUGUCAGCAUCCUUUCACAUGCAAAUGUUUUUUUACUGCCUUCAUCUAUACCAGUAACAGAUUGCAAACUUGCAUAUUAGCCAUAUCAGGAUCACCCACUGCAAUCUUUUUUAAUAGGUAUUAUCAUACAUUUAUUUCUGUGUAGAUCAUUUUUAAAAGCCUGAUUUCUGAGUUACAGGAGAAAAUUUCCACUGUGUGGAAUGUGAAUAGUUAAGCAGAAAGAUAUUUAAUGGUUUUGGCAUUUCCAUAUGAUCAGAGAGCUUUCCACUAACUACUUCUUAGAAGGUAUCAAGGUUAAAGCAUUCCCUUUGCCUUCUGAACUCUUGGGGACUUUAUGUUAAUUCUUGUUUCUCUUCCUAUAAUUCAUAUACAGCUCUCACCAAGCAAUAUAUAGUUCUGGCUUUUUAAAAGUUUUAACUUUCCAUACAGCACAUUUUUGAAGCAACAACUUGUAAAAGAAUUUAAGGUUUAUAGCAAGGUGGAGUUGGUUAUCUAAGAAAGAAUAAUAGAAGAUCCCUCUUCAGAAAAAUAUAUAUGUUGGUUUCAUAGGCAGGUCAUUUAUCAUUGAUUUUUCAGGUUUCAAGGAAACCAAAGAUGUAGCUGCAAAUGAUUUCAAAUCAAACCAUAUGUACUGUACUUAAAUCUGAAUUUUUCUUAUAAAACAAUGAAGAGGAACCCAAGCUGCUGUGUGUUCUGUAGAAUUUCACAAUGCAAAAGCUGUUUAAAAACAACUUUGAUUUUGUAACUUGCCAACAGUUUGUUCACUUGCUAUAAUAAACAUGUUUUUUAAAAAU